CGAGCAAAAUAAACAAAACCCAAAAUCUGACAUUUUCAAUGAAAGGCAUACUUGUUUACCCCACCACUAUCCCACAAAUACUCCAUAGUAUUUUACGGAGUAAUUCUUAUCCGCCUGAUAUCCCUGCAACCGCCCCUUGUUUUCUUCUUCUCCAAUCCAUGCUACGCACAUAUAUUCUGAAAUUUCCACGGCGGGUUUCUGAAGAAAAACGAAGAAAAAUAAGCGCGCAGAUCAUUUUCCGUCUGCUCUCUUAAUUAUUGCUGCUAUUAUUGCAGAGCGAUACAAUGGAUACUACGAUCGUUGCCGUCGAAGAUUCUAGGCCUGCGACCGGCGAGAUCGGAAGUCCUCCUUUCAACGGUGCAGUUACUGUUCACCCAUCCCCUGUCCCCUUCAGCUCGGCUGAGGCUACUCUAGGCCGCCAUCUCGCUCGCCGGCUUGUCCAGAUCGGCGUGGAGGACGUCUUCAGCGUCCCGGGAGACUUCAAUCUCACACUCCUUGACCAUCUCAUUGCAGAGCCGGGGCUCAAUCUGAUCGGUUGCUGCAACGAGCUCAACGCCGGGUACGCUGCCGACGGCUACGCCAGGGCGCGCGGUGUUGGAGCGUGCGUCGUCACUUUCACCGUCGGAGGACUUAGCGUCCUCAACGCCAUAGCCGGCGCUUACAGUGAAAAUCUCCCGCUGAUAUGUAUUGUCGGCGGCCCCAAUUCGAAUGACUACGGGACCAACCGGAUCCUCCACCACACCAUCGGCUUGCCUGAUUUUAGUCAGGAACUGCGUUGCUUUCAAACCGUCACUUGUUAUCAGGCUGUGGUGAACAAUCUGGAGGAUGCACAUGAGUUGAUCGAUACGGCAAUUUCAACGUCAUUGAAGGAGAGCAAGCCGGUUUACAUAAGUAUUGGCUGUAACUUGCCUGGAAUCCCGCAUCCUACCUUUAUUCGUGAACCAGUUCCAUUCUCACUCUCCCCCAAGUUGAGUAAUACGAUCGGUUUAGAGGCAGCAGUAGAGGCUGCUGCGGAGUUCUUGAACAAAGCCGUAAAGCCAGUGCUGGUUGGAGGGCCAAAAAUGCGCGUUGCAAAAGCUGGUAAUGCCUUUGUUGAGCUGGCUGAUUCUUGUGGCUAUGCCGUGGCAGUUAUGCCCGCUGCUAAGGGGCUGGUUCCUGAACACCAUUCCCAUUUCAUUGGAACCUAUUGGGGAGCAGUGAGCACGGCUUUCUGCGCUGAGAUUGUAGAAUCGGCUGAUGCUUACUUGUUUGUGGGACCAAUAUUUAAUGACUAUAGCUCGGUUGGCUAUUCCUUGCUCCUCAAAAAAGAGAAGGCAAUCAUUGUGCAACCCGAUCGCGUGGUCAUUGCCAAUGGUCCUGCAUUUGGCUGUGUUCUGAUGAAGGAUUUCCUCUGUUCACUUGCCAAGAGGCUUAAACGCAACACGACAGCUUACGAGAAUUACCAUAGAAUUUUCGUUCCGGAAGGGCAGCCCCUGAAAUGUGAGCCGAAGGAGGCACUUAGGGUCAAUAUUCUUUUCCAGCACAUCCAAAAAAUGCUGUCUGCAGAAACUGCUGUCAUUGCUGAGACAGGAGACUCAUGGUUCAACUGUCAGAAGCUGAAAUUACCCCAAGGAUGCGGGUAUGAGUUUCAAAUGCAAUAUGGGUCGAUUGGGUGGUCUGUCGGCGCGACUCUUGGUUAUGCACAAGCUAGGCCCGAGAAGAGGGUUAUAGCGUUCAUUGGAGACGGUAGCUUUCAGGUGACCGCACAAGAUGUUUCGACAAUGCUGCGUUGUGGCCAGAAGACCAUCAUUUUCCUGAUAAACAAUGGUGGUUACACAAUUGAAGUUGAGAUCCACGACGGACCUUACAAUGUCAUCAAGAACUGGAACUACACGGCACUCAUUGACGCAAUCCAUAACGGCGAGGGCAAGUGCUGGACGACCAAGGUAUUUUGUGAAGAGGAGCUGGUGGAAGCGAUCGAGACUGCAACGGGAGAGAAGGAGGAUUGUUUGUGCUUCAUCGAAGUGAUAGUGCACAAAGAUGAUACGAGCAAAGAGCUGCUUGAGUGGGGGUCUAGGGUCUCUGCGGCUAACAGCAGGCCUCCAAACCCUCAGUAGUAAAUUUUCACCACAAUAACAUGAGGGGGUGUGUUAAUUACUGGAGCACCUUACCAAGGCUCCCUCUUUCGUUUCUGAAGGUGUAUCAGUAUAACUACUGGAGCAUUAUUCUUCAACUUUAUCUCUGAAGUUUGUUACGUUUCCAAUGAAGCCUUUAAUAAAUUAUGGCAAGUUUAGUCUCAUGAAUAAUGAAUGGUAAGUAUGUUA
Cuscuta campestris is the source of this 2303-nucleotide messenger RNA. Lineage: Eukaryota; Viridiplantae; Streptophyta; Magnoliopsida; Solanales; Convolvulaceae. The record is from the annotation of a GenBank genome assembly.